AUGAUCACCAUCCCGGAGUCCCACCACCAUCGACCACCAUCAUCUUCAUCAUACCCGUCGCAACCUCCGCGGCGACGACGACGACGACCAUCAUCUCUCGUCAUCGGUCUGAACACUGCCACCGGCCUGUCGACCACCGCCCUCACCAUCACCACUCCCGCCUCCAGCAAUGAGGACUUGACACCAACCUGUCCUCGGUGCGAUCACACAUCCAUCUCACGCGCCGGCCUGGUCGGUCCAUCGUGA
Spirometra erinaceieuropaei is the source of this 246-nucleotide messenger RNA. The record is from the annotation of a GenBank genome assembly. NCBI's taxonomy places the organism in Eukaryota, Metazoa, Platyhelminthes, Cestoda, Diphyllobothriidea, Diphyllobothriidae.